GACGUGGGCUGCGCCAGCCCAGAGGAGCGCGCGCGGGUGCUGGCGGCGGGCAUCACGCUCUACGACAAGGCGCUGAGCUACGGGCAGCAGAUCCCCAUGGAGGAGAAAAGGGGCUGGUACUUCACCAUGGCAACGCUUUUCAUCAGGCUAGAUGGCAUCUUCCUGGAGCUGGGCAGAGAGGAGCAGAAGAGGCUGCCCGCCUUCAACCGCACACUGGCCCUGCUCCGCCAAGUCCUCAAGUCCUCGGACCCCCAGCACCGAGCACCUACUCUGCGCUGGGGCAAAGAGAUGCCCAGCAGGGCCCCGGCCCUGCAGGAACUCACCCUCUCGGGGGCAGCAGAGAAUGCGCACAGCAGCCAUCAGCAACAACAGGGGCUCAGUGCUGUGGCCGAGCUAGAAACACUGCGCUGGGCCAUCGAGAUUGCCAAGGACCAACCCCCGAUCCUGAAUCGCCUGGCCAAAAUCUUCCACUUCCUGGGAAAGCAGGAUAUGGCCAUUGGCACCUGCAACAUGGCCCUGGAUAUCCUACGCGAUCCGGAGCUCAACUGGCAGGCGUACUGCACGCGGGCCAAGGUCCACAUCACAGCCUACCUUCACGACCUGGAGCGGGUCAAGAUGGGGCUCGGAGGCAUGCCCGACAGGAACCACCUGGCCUGCGCCAAGGCCGACCUCGAGGAAGUGGUCAAGGUAUGCCCAGGCCUCAAGACCUACCUGGACAUCGGCCAGGUCUACUACUACAUGGGCGUGGACGCGAUGCAGGAGCUGCUGGCGGUGGAUGAGGCGGCGCUGAACCAGGCGCUGGUGUUCCUGGCCAAGGCGGGCGAGUUGGAGCUGGGCGAAGGGGAAGAUAACGACAUUUAG
Myotis brandtii (Brandt's bat) is the source of this 861-nucleotide messenger RNA. RefSeq names its product tetratricopeptide repeat domain 22 (gene TTC22). The record is from RefSeq and is a predicted model, not a curated record. Gene Ontology annotation, molecular function: protein binding. Lineage: Eukaryota; Metazoa; Chordata; Mammalia; Chiroptera; Vespertilionidae. The transcript is spliced from 8 exons. The annotation marks the transcript as partial.